GGAGUCUGUCCCAGCUCGCAUCUGGCCCGCUCCCCUCUGACACCACGGGCCAAACCCGCCCCGAGCCUCACACUCACUGGCCGCCUGUUCCCCCGCACGCCUCGGCCCCGGACACCCUCGGCGAAGCACCCGCUCACACACAAACACCAGGAGGGCACGAAAUGGACACGGAAGGGAGCCAGAGCAGUCUGUCCAACACGGACUCCCCUCACGACCCCUGCAAAAUGUUCAUAGGUGGACUCAGCUGGCAAACCACACAAGAGGGUCUGAAAGAGUACUUCUGCAAGUACGGUGAGGUGAAGGAGUGUAUGGUGAUGCGAGAUCCGAUUACUAAGCGCUCGAGAGGCUUCGGAUUUGUCACCUUCGCGGACCAGGCUGGAGUGGAUAAAGUUUUGGCCCAAACCAGACAUGAGUUGGACUCUAAAACAAUUGAUCCCAAAGUCGCAUUUCCCCGGAGGGCUCAACCUAAGUUAGUGACUCGCACCAAGAAGAUCUUUGUGGGAGGCCUGUCGGUGAACACCACUUUAGAAGACGUCAAGCAAUACUUCGACCAGUUUGGAAAGGUUGACGAUGCCAUGCUCAUGUUCGACAAGACCACCAACAGACACAGAGGGUUCGGCUUUGUGACUUUUGAGAACGAGGAUGUGGUGGAGAAAGUCUGUGAGAUCCAUUUCCACGAGAUUAACAACAAAAUGGUGGAGUGCAAAAAAGCACAACCCAAGGAGGUGAUGUCCCCUACCGGCUCGGCCAGGGGGCGCUCUCGGGUGAUGCCCUAUGGAAUGGAUGCCUUCAUGCUGGGGAUUGGUAUGCUGGGUUAUCCAAGCUUCCAGACUGCUACCUACACUAGUCGAAGCUAUGCGGGUAUCACCCCCGGAUAUACCUACCAGUUUCCUGAGUUCCACUUAGAGAGGACUCCCCUUCUGACUUCACCCCACCCCCCUGAACUUACAGCCAUUCCCCUCACAGCCUAUGGACCAAUGGCGGCAGCAGCGGCGGCAGCGGCAGUAGUCAGAGGUUCUACCCCAUCUCGCACAGCUGGCUUUUUGGGAACCAGCAGCCCGGGCCCAAUGGCGGACCUUUAUGGAACGGCUGGUCAGGAGUCCGCAGUAAGCGGUUACCUCAGUGCUGCGAGUCCCGCCCCAACCACCGGAUUCAGCCACGGUCUCGGGGGCCCUUUGAUCGCCACGGCCUUCACUAACGGCUACCACUGA
Messenger RNA from Nerophis lumbriciformis (worm pipefish), 1211 nucleotides. The record is from RefSeq and is a predicted model, not a curated record. Lineage: Eukaryota; Metazoa; Chordata; Actinopteri; Syngnathiformes; Syngnathidae.